UUUCACUACCUUAUCACACAAGUUAGACUUUCCUUCUUCUUUCUUUUUCAACUUUGUUCAAGGGACAUACAAAAAUGGGAACUGAAGGUGGCCAAUAUAGUAGAGUUGUGAGAGCACCACACACCAAACCACCAUUCACACUAAGCCAAAUCAAGAAAUCCAUUCCGCCCCAUUGCUUCAACCGCUCUCUUCUCCGUUCCUUCUCUUAUCUCCUUCGAGACCUUUUUUUCGCCUCUUUAUUCUACUACGUAGCAACCUCUUACUUCCACCUUCUCCCACACCCACUUUUGUACAUGGCUUGGCCACUUUACUGGAUCUCCCAAGGCUGCAUUUGCUUCGGUGUUUGGAUCAUUGCUCACGAGUGCGGUCACCAUGCUUUUAGUGACCACCAAUGGGUGGAUGACACUCUUGGCUUUAUCUUCCACUCUGCUCUUCUCGUCCCAUACUUCUCGUGGAAGUAUAGUCACCGUCGCCACCAUUCCAACACUGGCUCUAUUGAGAGCGAUGAAGUGAUUGUUCCAAAGAGGAAAUCACAAAUGCCAUGGCAUUACAAAUACCUCAACAAUUCAUUAGGGAGAUUCUUAAGGCUUGGUCUUACCGUGAUUUUCGGUUGGCCUUUGUAUGUGUGUUUCAAUGCAUUAGGUAGACCAUAUGAUCGCUUCGCUUGUCAUUUUGAUCCUUACUCUCCAAUCUACUCAAAAAGCGAAAGGCUUCAUAUACUAAUUUCAGAUAUUGGUGUUUUAAUUACUAUAUUUGUAUUGUACCAACUCAGCUCGGUUAAAGGGUUGAGUUGGGUUGUGAUCACGUACGGGAUGCCAUUACUAGUAGUAAAUAGCAUCCUUGCGGUGAUCACAUACUUAAAUCACACUCACCUUGCAUUGCCACAUUAUGACUCGUCGGAAUGGGAUUGGUUUAGGGGUGCUUUGUCAACGGUUGACCGAGAUUUCGGAGUUCUCAAUGGGGUUUUUCAUAACAUCACAAACACUCAUGUGGUGCACCAUUUAUUCUCAACAAUGCCACAUUACAAUGCAGUGGAAGCAACCAAAGCUGUGAAGCCAAUAUUGGGAGAGUAUUAUUGUUUUGAUGACACUCCGGUAAUUAAAGCUAUGUGGAGAGAGGUUAAGGAGUGUGUCUAUGUUGAGUCAGAUGAUGAAUCUUCUAAUAAAGGUGUUUUAUGGUAUAAGAACAAGUUCUAAAUCAAGUACCAAAUGUAGCAACAAAAUAAUUAUGUAUUUACAUAAAUAUUUAUUGAGUGAGUAUAUAUGUAUGUAUGUAUUGUUCAAGGUGAGAAAGAGUGAGUUUAUAAUGAAGAAUAAAAUAUUAUUUAAGGUGACAAAA
Messenger RNA from Cannabis sativa, 1338 nucleotides. RefSeq names its product delta(12)-oleate desaturase-like. Gene Ontology annotation, biological process: lipid metabolic process. The record is from RefSeq and is a predicted model, not a curated record. Lineage: Eukaryota; Viridiplantae; Streptophyta; Magnoliopsida; Rosales; Cannabaceae. Gene Ontology annotation, molecular function: oxidoreductase activity, acting on paired donors, with oxidation of a pair of donors resulting in the reduction of molecular oxygen to two molecules of water. Bases 75 to 1196 code for a protein of 373 amino acids. The transcript is spliced from 2 exons.